UAAAAAGUAUGUUAUGUCAACAAAAAUAAUCAUGUAAAACUACCUUUAGGUUAUUUGCUGAUCAUUGACGUGUACUUAACCUGUAAGAAUAGUAAUUAUUGUGGUCAAAAUGACUUCAAACGAACUGGUUAAAAUAAACAAAUGGGAUGGAGCAGCUGUGAAAAAUGCUCUAGAUGAUGCCGUAAAAGAAGUGUUAAUUAAGAAGUAUAAUUAUAUUCAGAAUUUUAAACUUAUGGAUGUUCGGUUAGGAAUAAGUGGUAUUGCUGUAGCUGUAGCAGGCAAUGCUUUGUGUUGGGAUUACUUUUAUCCAUUCCCAGCAUCAAGAAAUGUUUUGGUCUUUGGUGUCACUGCUUACUUUAUUUUAAUAACUAUCUUAAAUCUUUACACUACAUACAAAGAAAAAGGAAUUUUUGCAGUAGUUGUUCAAAGAGAUUCAGCUGGAUUUGAUCCAGAUUACAUAUGGGAAGUUUCAUCUUAUUUACAAAAAUAUGAUGAUAAAUACAACUUAAUAAUGUCAGUUAAAAAUGAAGCAACAGGGCAAAUGAAUGAAACAUCAGUCACAAGAUCUGUUGCUAAUUUUAUAGACGUCAAUGGUGUCAUCGUUCCAGAACUUGUAGAAGCAAUGGUUAUGAAUUUACAUGAUAGUCUAAAUGCCCAAAAGAAAGACAAAUAACGAGAAAAUAGAAAUUAAAUUUUUAUUAAUUUAAUUAAUCAUUGAAUUCCUUGUUCAUUCAUUUUAAGUCUUAUGUACAAUAAUUAAUAUCAUUUUUCGGGUUUUAUUGCGUCAUUUUUGAUGUAUUAAUUUUAAAAAACAAAUGGAAUACUUAAAGGACCAUAUUUUUUGUUAAUU
Molecule: messenger RNA, 850 nt
Organism: Chelonus insularis
Lineage: Eukaryota; Metazoa; Arthropoda; Insecta; Hymenoptera; Braconidae
Gene: Spase25
Product: Signal peptidase complex subunit Spase25
Exons: 3
Coding region: 110-673 (187 amino acids)
Biological process (GO): protein targeting to ER
Cellular component (GO): membrane; signal peptidase complex
Source: RefSeq, a predicted model, not a curated record